ACUCCCUUCUCUAUCUCUCUGCUGUUUCUCGAAACACCUUCCAAGUUCCAACCUUCUUCUUCUUCUUCUUCUUCCUCUUCCUCUUCUUCUUCUUCCAGCUAUGGCGUUUGCUCGCUGCUUGCUCCCUCUUCCUCUCGAGACUUUGAAGCAUCCCACUUCUUCAAUUUUCGCUUCUUCUUCUUCUUCUUCCACUCAAUGUUCUUUCACUGUCGCUUUUAAUUCCGCUUCUCGUCGGCGCGGUGAUUUUAAUCUCCCAAUCUCCACUCUCUGCUGCAAAACGGGCCAUCGCGUGAAAGCCAAGCCACAUGAUUCGGAAGCAACAGUAGUUGCCGGCUCCUUCACUGAAUUCAAACACCUGCUGCUUCCAAUAACUGAUCGCAAUCCUUUUCUUUCAGAGGGAACGAGACAGGCUAUUGCUACUACUGCUGCUUUGGCAAAGAACAAUGGAGCUGACAUAACAGUAAUCUUGAUUGAUGAAAAGCAGAAAGAAUCGUUUCCAGAGCACGAGAACCAACUCUCGAGCAUUCGUUGGCAUUUGUCUGAAGGUGGAUUCCAAGAGUAUAAAUUGUUAGAGCGGCUGGGGGAUGGGAGUAAGCCAACAGCAAUCAUUGGGGAGGUAGCUGAUGAUCUGAACUUAGAUUUGGUAGUUCUAAGCAUGGAGGCUGUUCAUUCUAAGCAUGUGGAUGCAAACCUUUUGGCUGAGUUCAUUCCAUGCCCUGUUAUGCUCUUACCACUUUGAUUUCUGUACAUGUUGUAACCAAUAUCCAAGUUUUAUGGAGUCGUGUGUUCAUGUUUUUCUGUAAUAAUAUAUUGGGUAUACUUGUGAUUUUAUGCAUAAACUGCUUUUGGAGUUGAUA
Molecule: messenger RNA, 857 nt
Organism: Cucurbita maxima (winter squash)
Lineage: Eukaryota; Viridiplantae; Streptophyta; Magnoliopsida; Cucurbitales; Cucurbitaceae
Exons: 5
Coding region: 101-739 (212 amino acids)
Source: RefSeq, a predicted model, not a curated record